AUGGCUUCCAAGGCCAUGUGGGAAGUGGACCCGGAGACAAGGAGCAAGCUUGCGCAACUUGGUAAGAAGGAGGGCGCGGGGAACGACAGGUGCUGCGACUGCGGUGCCCCGUCACCGCAAUGGGCCUCUCCUAAGUUCUCGACCUUCAUCUGCCUCCAAUGCGCCGGCAUCCACCGUGGCUUGGGCGUCCACGUCUCCUUCGUCCGGUCCGUCUCCAUGGACGCCUUCAAACAGAACGAGAUCCUCCGAAUGCAAUACGGCGGGAACAAGGCGUGGCAGGACUUCUACAACAAAAGUGCAGCUAUCCCCUUCGACGAGGCCACGAUCAAAGAACGCUACGACAGUGAGAUCGGUGAGGAGUGGAAAGAGCGUCUCAGUGCCCAGGUGGAAGAUAGAGAAUUUGACAAGGCCGCCUUCCUCAAGGACAGAGAGGCCGUGCUGCAGAAGCAGGCUAGUCGAUCAGCGACCCCGGCCGCGGGCGUGAGGAACAACAGUCUUGCCAGUGGCCCUGGUAGUCGAACAGCCUCUCCUGCGUCGGCCAAGAGCAGGAUUACAGCAGAGCAAAAGUCGCAGAACGAGGCCUAUUUCUCCAGGAUGGGUGAGGCGAAUGCCUCGAGGCCCGACCACCUGCCUCCCAGCCAAGGUGGAAAAUUCAGCGGAUUCGGCAGCGCGCCCCCGGAGCCGCAACAGUCCCAGAGUGGAAUACCUAGUGCGGAUGAGUUUACGAAGGACCCCGUGGGUGCGCUGACAAAGGGCUUUGGCUGGUUCAGCGCUGCAGUCGGCAAGCAGGCCAAGAUAGUAAGCGAGACUUACAUCCAACCUACGGCGAAAAACCUUGCCUCAUCAGACCUUGCGGCACAAGCCCGCAACGCUGCCCUUGUAGCAGGCUCGGGCAUCCAGAGCGGUGCAAAAGGGGCCGCCGAGUCGUUCAACAAGUUCAUUGAGGGCCAGGACGAGAGGGCCAGCGCCGUGGCAGCCUCGCGAAAGGCGGAGCCCGAGCGAAAGGACUUCUGGGACAGCUUUGGCGUGCCUUCAGAACCCCCCAAGUCUAGCAGCAGCAUUGGCACCAGUGCAAUGAAGAAGGCACCCCUCGCAAAUCCUCCGAAAAAGACGAAGGAGGAUGGCUGGGGUGACGACUGGUAG
Molecule: messenger RNA, 1143 nt
Organism: Capronia epimyces CBS 606.96
Lineage: Eukaryota; Fungi; Ascomycota; Eurotiomycetes; Chaetothyriales; Herpotrichiellaceae
Exons: 4
Coding region: 1-1143 (380 amino acids)
Biological process (GO): regulation of ARF protein signal transduction; regulation of endocytosis
Cellular component (GO): Golgi membrane
Molecular function (GO): GTPase activator activity
Source: RefSeq, a predicted model, not a curated record